GCUCCCUCAGUGUGGACAGAGAGGAGGAGGAGGAGGAGGAAGACCUUCUGUAAAAUCAUCGAUCUGCGAUGAUCGAUCACCUGCAGCCAAUCAGGGGCAGCCAUCAAUCAACAUACCUGAUGUGAGGCACGCGAGGUGUGGAGCAGCGCGAAACAAUCAGCUGACCGGAGGACUGCGGGUUCUGGUUCCGGAUCAUGUGACCGACGGGCUGCAGGAUCGACCCCCGCCGGAGGACCCGCAGGGGAUACAGGUCAGAGGUUCUGAAGACGGUUUAACUUCCUGCAACUACAGCUAAAGGCUAACAGCUAAGGGCUAACGUAAGACCUGUCGCUGGUCUUAAGGCAGUUGAUAGCCACCGGAGUGAACUACUGGAGCUCUUAUGAACCCAGUUACAAGGUGAGUGAGUGUGUGGGGCGGCGAACAGGAGUUGAGGACGGAGGAGAGGUCACAUGGGAAACACACGGCAUGGAGGUUAAAGGUCAACUCAUCUCAGCACGUGAGCCUCUCACCUGUCCGGACAGGAAGCAGAGGGAGCGAAUGGCGGAGUUGCAGGAGAGGAGGCGUGGCCUGCAGGCACUGCUGAGCACACGAUUGGCUGAGCUGAGACGCAUCUGUCUGCAGGAGGCGGAGCUGACAGGUGCAGUGCCUGGUGACUUUCCCCUAGAGGCGGGGGAAAGACCCCCCUGUGUCCGACGGAGAGGGGGGGCGUCUCGCCAAGGAAACAGGAAGUGUCGAACCGAGGAGGAAGACUCUCAGCGUUCAAAGUUAAAGAAAACUUUAUUUAGCGGAGCUCUGAGGAAACACAGCGACUCUGAAAACAACACACACCACGGCAAGAGGACUGUACACAGAGGCUGCCACACAGAUGACACAGUGAGAUCAGAGAGCAGCUCGACAUCAGACUCCACAGGACUCGAUAACGAGGACGGCGUGUCUCAGUGUCGCCCCCCGCCGCUCAUCGCUGGUUCUCCAGUGGAAGUUUUUUACCUGAACAAAACCAGGAACUCCUUACACAGCAGAACUGACCAUCCAGAACAUCUUCAGAAGCCUCCCCCCCUCACCCUGCCCCCCUCACAUCCUCCCCCCCCUCCCCCUCCAUCCUCCCCCGCCCCCCCCCACGCUCUCAGGACUCCUCGUCCUCCUCUGAUCCGGUGGGGGAGGGCGGGGUCAGGGUGAACGCGGCCCGUCACAGUAACAGCUCCGACGGCCUACUUGACCGCCUCGGCCCCCCAGACCAGGAGGGAUUGUGGGUAAACGGUGUGUCGGGGUCCAGAGGGACGAACACCACCGCAGCGUUCAGGAGCUCCGAGACGCUGGCCGACGGAAGGACGAGAGCGAGGAUGAGUAAUGGGCUAAGUGAGGGGACGGGGCGAGGGGACGGGGGGGGGUACAGCGAGGUGCUGCUGGACUACGUGUGGGGCAAACAGCAGCGCCAGCAGCCCAACAACAGGCAGCCAAUCACAGCACACCAGCUCUACAACGGAGCCCCGCCAACAUACCGCGCCCACUCCGGCGACCAGCGGCGAGUCAAAGUGACCCGCACCAAGUCCUGCGGCCCCUUCCUGCCGGUGCAGACUGAUACCCAUGAUCCUCCUCUGCCCGCCAUCCAGCCGGACCCCCACCCCCACUUGCUGCCCCCCCGACCGCCACAGCUGCCCCCCGCCCAGGACGCUCAGCUGGAGGAUGCCACCCGCAGCCU
Cottoperca gobio is the source of this 1699-nucleotide messenger RNA. Its product is annotated as FERM domain-containing protein 4A-like. The record is from RefSeq and is a predicted model, not a curated record. The coding region runs from base 466 to 1176 and encodes 236 amino acids. NCBI's taxonomy places the organism in Eukaryota, Metazoa, Chordata, Actinopteri, Perciformes, Bovichtidae. The transcript is spliced from 9 exons.